This is a messenger RNA of Hirundo rustica (Barn swallow), 868 nucleotides long. It is a transcript of the gene BRICD5, whose product is annotated as BRICHOS domain containing 5. The record is from RefSeq and is a predicted model, not a curated record. The coding region runs from base 166 to 849 and encodes 227 amino acids. Lineage: Eukaryota; Metazoa; Chordata; Aves; Passeriformes; Hirundinidae. The transcript has 6 exons. Gene Ontology annotation, biological process: regulation of cell population proliferation.
UUUCCUCCUCCCGCGGAGCCCUUUGGCUGCGAGGGACGGGUAUUUGUGUCCCACGGACACACGUUCAGCUUUCCCAGGUGUGCCUGCAGCCGGGAUCAUGCCCAGUGUGUGCGUGGGCAGGAGGCAGAGCAGCAGCAGCAGCCAGCUCCUCGCCUGAAGUGGAGGAUGGAAGGAGGGGACGGUGCCAGCCGUGCUGCCCCUGCAGACAGGAGGGCCCCAGCACACUUCCCAGCUCAUUCCAGGACCUUCUGGAUCAUCUUGUCCGUUGCCCUGUUGUUUUUUGCAGCUGUUGGUGUCAGUGUCAUGGGGGUUCUCAGCUUCUCCCCCAGCUCUGCCCAGGCUGGCUCCCAGCUCCUCCGAGUGCCGCUCCAGGGCCAGCAGGACCCGCUGAGGAACCAGACAGCCGUGGUGGACAAGGCCGGGAGCACUGUCACCUACUACAUCACCUCGCAGAGCAACCUGAGCGCCGUGGUGCUGUACGACAGCAGGAACGGCUACGUGUGCUACAAGGCGCUGGAGCGGCGAGCCUGCUACCUGAGGAGGAUGGAGCCCUGGGACCUGCAGACCCUGCAGACGGCUCUCAACGCCUCUGAGCACAGCGCUGAGCGGCUGCUACACCGCAACAACCAGACCACGUUCUACCGGGAGUUCCUGGGCAUCGUGGCAGCGGAGCAGGUGGAGCCCAGGGGCCUGGGGGAGGCUGUGCAGGCCCUGUGUGAGCACACUUCCAUCUUCUGGGUGCGGAGAGGGCACGGGCCGGGGAGGCAGCGCCUCAUCUACCUGUGCAUUGACAUCUGCUUCCCCAACAACAUCUGCGUCUCCAUCUGCUUCUAUUACCUGCCUGAGUAAGCGCUGCAGCCACGGCCGC